AGAUUUUUGUUUUUGGGACGCUUUUUGAACAAAUGGCAGAAAAUAAAAAAAGAGGAGGAAAAAUGCAAGUGUAAUUCAACACUCUUUUGGUCGAUAUGUCGUUCGUAUUUGGAUGAUUCGGCACAUGCGUUCACAGCCGCUUCCCCCCCAAUUUCACUGGAAAGAGCAAUUCUUUUCUUUUUGCAUCUUCUGGCCUUUUGGCGCUUAGUGAUCAGCAAUCUUGCACAAGCACAGAGGAAGGAAUUCUUGUUCAACGUGGAAGGGAAGGAAGGCAUUGGGAAAGCAAUUCCUCUGAAAAAGAACGGGGAGGAGCUCUCACCACUGACCAAAGAGCUUUUACCGUUGUUCCCCAAGAACAUUUGCAAUGGUCCAUUAUUCUACUGCUCUCCUUUCAGCUGCUGUCGUUGGUUUAGCCAGCACAGUGGCAGCUCUUCCCACUGACAUAAAAACCUCAAAGAACGUCGCUGUCGGUAUUCCCGUCCUCCUCGACUCUAACGUACCAUUGAAUACUACCUUCCCUGGGAAUGAAAACGAACUCGUUGACUAUGAAGAUGACCCAUUCCCCGACGAUUUGGAAGUGGAGUUGGAGAACCCUGCCGGCUUGGAAGAACGUGACCUCGAAAAACGAAUGACGGCAACCCAGUACUGGCGUCAGACGUGUGUUGGCCGGCACAACCAAGCUCGCCAGCAGGUUGGCGUGCCACAACUCCAAUACGAUACUGGACUGGAGGCGAAAGCUUGCAAGUGGGGUGCAUAUUUAGCUCAAUACAACAAGUUUGAGCACGGUAGUACGGGGGAGAAUCUGUACAAGGCUUGGUCCAGCCAGGCGUUUGAUGAUACAAAGAAGCUCAAGAGUUGUCAAACUGCCACAGAUUCUUGGUGGAGAGAGAUUUCCUACUACAGAUACGGUCAAAAAGUCGGCACAGGCAACUUCCACGCCUAUGGACACUAUACCCAACUCAUCUGGAAGAAAAGCCAACGCGUCGGCUGCUGCGCACAACGUUCUGGAGAUCGUCGCACCAAUGUUGUCGUGUGCAGAUAUGACCCACCUGGCAACUACAUCAAUCAGUUGCCCUACUAGAUCCGGUCCCCGUUCUACAAGAGUAACCUCUUGCAUUUGAGAUCCCGCCCGUGGCUCGAGUAAUUGUCCAUUUUCUAUGACACAAACACAUCCCCAGAUCUCUUUUCUGCAACGCUGACUAAAGGCAGGCCCUUUAUAGACGUUACAUAACACUACAGUAGACAUGUGUUUUAGAACUAGUGGUAGAUGAUGAUUUUUUUUUAUGCAUUGUUUUGCCUAUUGUUUUCACAAGUUCUGUUUGGCUAUUGAUCUCAGUUCUAGGUAAAUACAAGCCCUUUUCCAGUGAUUUGCGAAUGCGUUUGAAG
Messenger RNA from Spizellomyces punctatus DAOM BR117, 1386 nucleotides. RefSeq lists its product as uncharacterized. Bases 365 to 1081 code for a protein of 238 amino acids. The record is from RefSeq and is a predicted model, not a curated record. The transcript has 3 exons. Gene Ontology annotation, cellular component: extracellular region. Lineage: Eukaryota; Fungi; Chytridiomycota; Chytridiomycetes; Spizellomycetales; Spizellomycetaceae.